GCAUACAGAGUAGCCCAUGAUGGUGCGCUCGCCGCGCGUGUUCGAGCGAUAUCUGCUCGCCGCCUUUCUCCACCGCCAAAACUGGAGUAACUUCACCACGCUGAGGAGUUCAAGCACUAAAGCUGCCCGACUCCCAACAAUGGAUUACCAGGACGCCGUGUGCACGCUCAACACGUUGCAGACCAAUGCCAGUGCCUUGGAUCAGGUGCGGAGGGAGCGCGGGAACCCUGAACUGCAGCUGCAGGCCAUGAAGGGCUUCCUGCAGCGCUCGGGCCUGACGGUAGAGGAGCUUGACCAUCUCAACAUCAUCCAUGUGACGGGGACAAAGGGCAAGGGAUCAACGUGUGCGUUCACAGAGCACAUUCUCAGGAAUUACGGAUUUCGCACAGGAUUUUACAGUUCACCACAUUUGGUACAAGUCAGAGAGAGAAUCCGAAUCGAUGGGCGGCCAAUCAGCAAGGAGCUCUUCACAAAGUACUUCUGGCAGGUCUACAGUCGCCUGGAUGAGACAAAGGACGCGCACGGUGGCACCAUGCCGGCCUACUUCCGCUUCCUCACCAUCCUGGCCUUUCACGUCUUCCUGCAGGAGAAGGUUGAUUUGGCAGUCAUUGAAGUUGGCAUAGGAGGUGCCUAUGACUGCACAAACAUAAUCAGAAAACCAUGGGUCUGCGGCAUCUCCUCUCUGGGCAUAGAUCACACCAGCAUAUUGGGAGACACCAUUGAGAAAAUAGCCUGGCAGAAAGGAGGCAUCUUUAAGCCUGGAGUUCCAGCUUUUACAGUGAAGCAGCCAGAGGGCCCCAUGACUGUGUUACAGGAGAGAGCUGAGGAGAUCGGGUGUCCCCUCCGGGUGUGUCCGGAGCUGGAGGAGUACCAGGCUGUGAACGGGCCACUGCGGCUGGGUCUGGCGGGUCAGCACCAGCACUCUAACGCCUCCCUCGCCCUGCAGCUUAGCCAGACCUGGCUAAAGCGCCGCUGCCUGCCCAAUGAGCCCCUCCCCUCUCCUGUGGAGGAGAACACCGGAGUCCCCCUGGCCCCGCCCUUUCAGCCCAGCCCCAUUAUGCUGAAAGGGCUGGAGUACACAGAGUGGCCGGGCCGCACCCAGACCCUGCGACAUGACCCGGUCACCUACUUCCUGGACGGAGCCCACACCACCCGCAGCAUGCUGGCAUGCGUGCACUGGUUCACCGAAGCCGCCGCCCAGCAAGAGAGGACUGCUGGGGGACCGGCGGUCAGGGUGCUGCUGUUCAACGCCACAGGGGAGCGCGACUGUGCAGCCAUGCUCAAACUCCUGGUGCCAUGCCAUUUUGACUUUGCCGUUUUCUGCCCCAACAUCACUGAAGUGCUGCCAUCUAGCAAUGCAGUAGACCAGCAGAACUAUAACGUAACGGUAGAGAACAUGCUGACCCGCUGCCUGGACAACCAGAGGAGCUGGAGGGUUCUGAGUGGCGAGGAGGCCAGGCUGGGGCCAGAGCUGCUUAUCCCGGGCAGCCUCCCCCUGGUAACCGAACAGAGGAGGACAGACACCAUGGUCUUCCCCUGCAUCUUGAGCGCCCUCCAGUGGAUCAGUCAAGGAAGAGACCCCAUCCUCAAGGUCACAGGCGAAAACAUCAUUCCCGUUCAGCCCGCUGUCGGUGAGAAGGCACAGCCUCUGAGGGAAGCCAGCAGAAUCCAUGUCCUUGUCACAGGAAGCCUGCAUCUGGUGGGUGGGGUUUUGAAACACUUGGACCCCUCCUCUGCUUCUUAAUGGGCCAGUGGGACUGCUGCUUCAUUGAAGCUGCACAGUUAUGUUGUGUGGUUUGUCCUCUCAGGAGAGGCUAGCUCCUAUGUUCCUGUCAAGGGAACCAAUCAGGGUUUAAGUUUGCCAAACUUAUGAAUGGUUAUGGUCAUGGUCAUGGUCAUCUCUGAAUUCUGCAGUCUAUACCCAACGGGCCAGUUGCCAACCAGCGGUUCAUGCUCGCUCUCACCCCAACGCCUUACCAUGUACCCAAACACACAUACUCUUCAUGAUCUCGAACUGAUACUUGAAACGAAGACUGUUUACAUAAAACGCUGGGGACUGUAGUCAUCCUAAUUUGACAGGCAUGGUUCUUUUUUAUGCUGACAUAAAUUGAGUUCAGGACUUCCCGAGAUGAACAUAAGUGUGACUAACUUGAAUUCCUUAAGCCCUCGUAGCUGAGAUGAAAAUGAAUGAGAGAUAAUGGGAGCUGGGGUUCAGAGGAUAAUUUAAGUCACAAAGCAAGGUUUGCUUUUGAUUUUUUUUCUGUCACUUUUACUAACAGCAUGUCAGGAAUUUCCAACAAACUGGGUUGAUCUAGAUUACAGAUAAAUAACAUGUUAAGCAUUCGUUUACAUAAUUUACAUUUCAGUGGUAUAAAGUGUUGGGAAUAUGCAAGUGUGACUUGUCAGCAAGUUUGCAAUGUCAGUAAAAUAUCCCAUUCUGUGUGGCCACAGAAUCUCUCAUUCUGUGUCAUAGAUUAUGAAUACAGCCAUUCACAGUCAGUCUUAAUAUGGUAGUAAUCUCCAUGUUAACUAUAAAUUAAAUUAUGUAAAUUAUGAGGAAAAAAAUGGUAUGGAUUUUAUAUUAAUUUAUGACCUGGACACUUUGUGUUCUUACAAUUAAGCACUUGUAGUCACCCAGAAAGUCAGUCUAUCAACAGUGCAUCUGUUAUACUCCCAUCAGAAGCAGUGAAUUCUGGGAAACAUUGAAGAAUGUUGCAGGUGAUUUGCUGUUUCCCUGCUUUUCAGGUGUAUCCUUGAUUUCACAGCUUCUGUCUUGGCUCAGUUGUAUUGUAACAUGAACUGAAUGGGUAGUUCACAGAAAAGUUGACAAUAUUUAAUGUAAUUCUAAUGAAAAGGUAUGCUGAAUAUUCAUUGUAAUUUGGGGAAUUGUUCAGGGUUAUUUUUUGGUAAUGAAACUGUUUCUAGCCUGCUGUUACCAUGCUAGUCCUAAAACAGUGAGCUGUUGUACAAGAUCCUUGGUCAUUUGGUUCACAAAUGCACCUGUAAAAAGCAGAUACCACAUAAGCAGUGACUGAUAUGAUCCACCUUCAGAAUGAAUUAGUACAUUGCUGAUACAUAGCAGUUUUCCACUCAGUGCUAACUUUUCCUCCUGACACUAAAUUCACUCACCAAUGUGCCACUUGGCAGAUACUGGAAUAAUUCCAUUCGGUUGGAAAAAUUGUAAGUCUUCUACAGACUUGAGAACCACAUGGGAAAC
Molecule: messenger RNA, 3217 nt
Organism: Megalops cyprinoides (Indo-Pacific tarpon)
Lineage: Eukaryota; Metazoa; Chordata; Actinopteri; Elopiformes; Megalopidae
Gene: fpgs
Product: folylpolyglutamate synthase
Exons: 15
Coding region: 17-1744 (575 amino acids)
Biological process (GO): tetrahydrofolylpolyglutamate biosynthetic process
Cellular component (GO): mitochondrion; cytosol; cytoplasm
Molecular function (GO): tetrahydrofolylpolyglutamate synthase activity; ATP binding
Source: RefSeq, a predicted model, not a curated record